Messenger RNA from Actinia tenebrosa (Australian red waratah sea anemone), 1524 nucleotides. RefSeq names its product secreted frizzled-related protein 3. Gene Ontology annotation, molecular function: Wnt receptor activity; Wnt-protein binding. The record is from RefSeq and is a predicted model, not a curated record. NCBI's taxonomy places the organism in Eukaryota, Metazoa, Cnidaria, Anthozoa, Actiniaria, Actiniidae. Gene Ontology annotation, biological process: non-canonical Wnt signaling pathway; canonical Wnt signaling pathway. Gene Ontology annotation, cellular component: plasma membrane.
UUUCUUGAUAAAGAAAUGGUAUURAGAAUCAACAGACGCUAACUUCCUGAUAAAAUGCACCAAUUUCUUCCAGCACAGGACAACAACGGAUCUAUUUCUAUGAUUUCAAAAGGCUAAUCGUCAUUGAGAGGCCAGUGAUCGAGCAACGAGGUCAUUAAGCACAGAUUGUUUGUCUGGUUUGACAAUCCAAGCGUAGACACUGAAGCCAGUUGAUCAUAGAGGAUGUGCGGUCACUGCCUGGCCGGUCUAGUAUAAAACGCACGACUUCUCCAGAAGGACACAACUUGGAAUCAGGACUCAAAGAGCAACGAUGGGGUUGGUGUUUUUAUUAGUCGCGUUUACGCUGUGUUUUGGCUGUGCGCACUGUAGCUACAGCGUCCCUAACACUUGUCAGCCUAUCAGGGUGUCGAUAUGCAAGUCUCUUCCAUACAACAUGACGCGAUUGCCAAACCUACUCUAUCACUACACUCAGGAAAGUGUCGCUGCAUCUGUCGACAACGUGGAGAUUAGAACCCUCAUAAACACUAGUUGUUCCGAUGCACUGGUUUUUCUACUGUGCGUCUACCAUCUUCCAAUAUGUACAAGUGGGUUUGAUAUUCCUAUACCUCCGUGUCGAUCAGUCUGCAACAAAGUCAAACGCGAAUGUACGCCAUCCCUUCAGCUGUUCGGGCGCAAAUGGCCCAGCGACGUCAACUGCGAAAACAUGCCUACAUACGAAAAAGGAGUCUGCGUCAAACCGGAAUCUUUCGUGAGCCAUCCUCCAAGACCUGUUUGCAAGUGCAACAAGGACACGUCUAUUAACCAGAGGAAGUUCACGGCCAAGGGAUUUAAGUUCGUGGUAAUCGCAGAAGUCAAUAGCAUCACCGAGACACCCAGCGAAAGAAAGAUCCUCUUCGCGCACAAGAAAACAAUUCAUAAGAGUCUGGUAAAGCUUGGCAAACGAAAACUAACGAUGUAUACUAACUCGUCGUGUCCGUGUCCUGUACUACAGACCAAUCAAACAUACCUGCUGAUGGGACAUGAAGACACGACGAAUGGGAAACUGAUACUGGGGCCAGAGAGCUUUGUUUAUCCAUGGCCUACAAACGGGAAAAAAGAAAGGAAAUAUAGACAGAUAAAGAAAACCCUCCGAGCCCCUUUGCGCAAUCUUCUGCAAAAGCUGGAACAAGAACUCAAGAAAAAAAGGGCAAAGAAUAACUUGACAAAGCUGAACAAAAGAAAAGCCAACAGCACUUGAAAAAAUACCUUCCUUUGGUACUGCUUUGCCAGUCUCAUUGUUCGACCACUUURAUCCAUAAAAACUACUUUCGAACCUUUUUAGAGUGCACGCACUAAACCCGUGAAGCUAAUACUAAUUUUUAGCACUAAAUAGUGAUAACAAAACAAUAUAAAACAAAGGAUUCUGUAUAAAAUAGUACUAAUUAGAGCUAAUUAUUGUGCACGGGUUUAGACUAGUGCUUGCACUCUAAUGUGUUUUGAAGAUAAUUUUUGUGGCUUGGUAAAAAAAAGAAGACGCUAGCUUGG